AAAGGGUAUUUAUGUAUGAGGGGAGAAAUGGAGGUAGUCAUAGCUAACAGCGAUGAAGGAGGAGGAAGAGACAUAAAUUGAUUAUAUGAACAUGAUGAAGAUGAAGACGGAGAUGGAGAUGGAGAUGAAAAGCGGAUUAUGUUUGGUUUGGGAGGACAUAACGGUGGUGCUACCGGUUGCAGGGAAAAACCGUGCCUCCUCCUCAAGAAGGUUGCUUAGUGGACUCAGUGGUUUUGCAGAAGCGGGUCGGAUCAUGGCCGUCAUGGGUACUUCUGGAUCCGGAAAAUCCACCUUCCUCGACUCCUUGUCUGGGAGGCUUUCUCCUGCUGUCACAAUGACCGGAAAUAUUCUUAUCAAUGGCAAGAAAAGAGCCAAAGAUUGUAAAGAUAUUUCUUACGUGACGCAAGAGGAUAUCUUCUUGGGAACUUUGACAGUCAGAGAAACCAUCACUUACUCAGCUCGUCUGAGACUUCCUUCCACAAUGAGCAGACAAGAGAUAAACCAGGUGGUUGAUGACACGAUUAUGCAGAUGGGUCUCCAUGAUUGUGCCGAUAGCAAGAUUGGGAAUUGGCAUUUGAGAGGUCUGAGUGGGGGAGAGAAGAAGAGACUCAGCAUCAGUCUCGAGAUUGUAACUCACCCUCAAGUUUUGUUUCUCGAUGAACCCACUACUGGACUCGACAGUGCCGCCGCCUUCUUCGUUGUUGAAGCUCUGAGAAACAUCGCACAUGAUGGUAGGAUUGUCGUCUGCACCAUUCACCAACCUAGCAGUGAUGUCUUCAACCUGUUCGACGAUUUGCUUCUGAUUUCAAGUGGAGAAACUGUCUACUUUGGAGAAGCCAAAUCUGCUGUUAAGUUCUUUGCUGAUGCUGGGUUUCCUUGUCCGAGAAAAAGAAAUCCUUCUGAUCAUUUCCUUCGGUGCAUUAGUCUUGAUUUUGACAUCAUAAGGGAAGCUUUGAUUCGGUGUCAGAGAAAUUUGGGAAUUGAAACAUUCUCAGAUUCUCUUAUGCAUCUGAAAACUGCAGAGAUUAGAGCAGCACUCAUUGAGAAAUUCAAGAAUUCUAAUUAUUGUAGCUUGACAAGAAGAAAGAUUCAUCAUAUCACUCUCUCUGUCGGGCUUUGCAGCAUUGAAUCAACUAGGCGGCCCAAUGCAAGUUGGUGGGAGCAGCUUAACACAUUGACACUCAGGUCUUUCCUAAACAUGUAUAGAGAUAUUGGAUACUAUUGGCUGAGAAUCAUAUUCUAUGUCCUUGUAGCAGUCAGUGUAGGUGUCCUCUAUCUAGAUAUCGGGCAUGAAGGACGUUCCAUUUUGGCUAGAGGGAAGUGUGUUGGUUUUGUAUAUGGUUUCAUGAUUUGUUUGUCCGUUGGAGGGUUGCCCUUUUUCAUUGAAGAAAUGAAGGUGUUCAAAAGGGAAAGGAUUGGUGGGCAUUAUGGAGAUUUUGUGUUUGUGCUGUCUAAUUUCUUGUCAUCAUUCCCAUUCUUGGUGGUGAUAUCCGUGUUGUCCGGAACAAUUAUAUAUUACAUGGUGAAGUUUCAUCCAGGAUUCUCAAACUACGGAUUUUUCUGUAUCAAUCUCUUCUGCUGCAUUUCGGUUAUAGAGGCUUGCAUGAUGGUUGUUGCCUCACUGGUACCAAAUUUGUUGAUGGGUAUAGGAAUUGGAACCGGUAUAGUAGUACUGAUGAUGAUGGCAUCUGAAAUCAGCAGACCUUUACAUGACAUUCCAAAGAUCUUCUGGCGCUACCCAAUGUCCUAUAUCAGUUUUGCAUCAUGGGCAGUGCAGGGUCAGCUCAAAAACGACAUGAUAGGGCAGGAAUUUGAUCCACUGCUGCCAGGAGACCGGGAACGGAACGGAGAGAUCCUACUGCAGACAGUGUUCGGGGUACCCCUGGAUCAUUCAAAAUGGACGGACUUGGGUGCCCUUGUUCUGCUCUCAUUUUCUUACAGGAUACUCUUCUACAUAGUGCUCCGAUACACGAAGCCGGCCUCUUCAUUGUUUCAUGGUCUGUUUUCGAGAAGAACUCAUCCCCACCAGUCUGCAGCAGGUGGUAGGACACCAUCCCUGCGGAGGGACAGUUUUAUCUCCUCCAAAAGACAUAAGCCAUUGUACCCUUUGUCUUCUUUGGAGGGUGCAGCUUCUCCACCUCUGCAACCUUGAUUACCUCUGCAAUCUUGUUUAUUUAUAUUAUCAAACACUAAUUUCAUACUCAUGUAUCACAAGGUAGAGAAAAAGUUUUAUACAAGCA
Messenger RNA from Carica papaya (papaya), 2240 nucleotides. RefSeq names its product ABC transporter G family member 15-like. Gene Ontology annotation, cellular component: membrane. The record is from RefSeq and is a predicted model, not a curated record. Gene Ontology annotation, molecular function: ATP hydrolysis activity; ATP binding; ABC-type transporter activity. Lineage: Eukaryota; Viridiplantae; Streptophyta; Magnoliopsida; Brassicales; Caricaceae.